UUUCGUCUUUCCUUCAACAUACAGGAUGAGAAAUACGAUCAUAUCGAAGCAGAAGAAAUAAAAAAGGUUGAAGAUGCUGUGGCAGAUAAGGACAAAUGGUUCCAGGAAAAGUGGAGUGCACAGAACAGUCUCGCCAGUCAUCAAGAUCCGGCUGUGUAUGCCUCCGUUAUACUCUCUGAAAAAAAGCUGUUGGAAGACACGUGCUACACGAUCUUGAACAAACCGAAACCAAAGCCCAAAGCCGAACCACCCCCUCCCCCAAAGGAAGAGGAGAAGAAAGAAGAGGGGACGGGAGAGUCGACAACGGAAGAGAAAAUGGACCAAGAAGGAGAAAGUGCGGAGAAACCUAGUGAAGAUCAAGAUCAGGAAGGUGGCGAGGAAACCAAAGCGGACACAGACAUGGAGAUUGAUUAGCUAUUUAUGAUUAAUAGUCGAGGAGUAAAAAGUUCAGAAG
Molecule: messenger RNA, 454 nt
Organism: Stylophora pistillata
Lineage: Eukaryota; Metazoa; Cnidaria; Anthozoa; Scleractinia; Pocilloporidae
Product: 97 kDa heat shock protein
Biological process (GO): protein folding
Cellular component (GO): cytosol; nucleus
Molecular function (GO): ATP-dependent protein folding chaperone; ATP binding
Source: RefSeq, a predicted model, not a curated record